Messenger RNA from Grammomys surdaster, 951 nucleotides. Its product is annotated as olfactory receptor 13C7-like. Gene Ontology annotation, cellular component: membrane. Gene Ontology annotation, biological process: G protein-coupled receptor signaling pathway. Bases 1 to 951 code for a protein of 316 amino acids. The record is from RefSeq and is a predicted model, not a curated record. Gene Ontology annotation, molecular function: G protein-coupled receptor activity; olfactory receptor activity. Lineage: Eukaryota; Metazoa; Chordata; Mammalia; Rodentia; Muridae. The transcript has a single exon.
AUGGAUCAGACAAACCACACAGCAGUGACAGAGUAUGUCCUGCUGGGACUACAGGACCACCACAGCCUAGAGAUUGUUCUGUUUGUGCUUUGUCUGGUUAUCUACUGUAUAACACUACUAGGAAACUCCUUCCUUGUGGGGCUGAUUGUGCUGGACCCCCACCUGCACAGCCCCAUGUACUUCUUCAUCAGCAACCUCUCUCUCAUAGACAUCUGUGGUACCUCUUCCUUCACACCUAUGAUGCUCCUCAACUUCCUGGAUGUCCACAGGACCAUCUCCUUCCCCAGCUGUGCCCUGCAGAUGUACAUGACCCUGGCCCUAGGUGCUACCGAGUGCCUGCUUCUGGCUGUGAUGGCCUACGACCGGUACAUGGCUAUCUGCCAGCCGCUUCGCUACUCAGAGCUCAUGAAUGGGCAGCUAUGCAUACAGAUGUCGGUAAUAAGCUGGGGAACAGGCUUUGCCAACUCGCUCCUGCAGUCCAUCCUUGCCUGGCGCCUCCCCUUCUGUGGUCAUUACAUCAUCAACCAUUUCUUCUGUGAGAUCUUGGCAGUGCUGAAACUGGCCUGUGGGGACAUUUCCCUCAAUGCACUGAUAUUAAUGGUGGCCACAACUGUCCUGACAAUGACCCCACUUCUGCUCAUAUGCCUCUCUUACAUUUUCAUUCUGGCUGCUAUCUUGAGGAUGCCCUCUGCUGCAGGCCGGAGCAAGGCCUUCUCCACCUGCUCUGCCCACCUCACAGUGGUGGUGAUUUUCUAUGGAACCAUCUCCUUCAUGUACCUCAAGCCGAAAGACAAAGACCCCAGUGUGGAUAAGAUUGUCACGUUACUCUAUGCGAUUGUGGCCCCCUCACUGAAUGCCUUCAUCUAUAGUCUGAGGAACACAGAGGUGAAAGCUGCUUUCACAGCUCUGGUACGGGGAGGUCUCCUCACCAGGAAAAUGUCCCACUUUUAA